Messenger RNA from Prorocentrum cordatum, 1499 nucleotides. The record is from the annotation of a GenBank genome assembly. NCBI's taxonomy places the organism in Eukaryota, Dinophyceae, Prorocentrales, Prorocentraceae.
AGAACAGCGCGGCCCCCUCGUGGCAGCCCCCCGCGGCAGCCUCGCGCGGGCCCUCCGCCGCGCGGUGGGCGCGCGCCCGUGCGCGCCCCUUUCGGCCGCUGCGCGGUGCUCCCCCGCGGCUGCGCCGUCGACGGCCCAGGCGGGCCCGGCGCACGGCGUCGUCGGGGGCGCGGGCGAGGGCGUCGCGGCGAUGGAGAGGUGCGAGCCGAGCUGCUGCGGGCACUGCCUGGCCCGGGCGGCCUUCGCCGCCACCUUCCUGGUCGCGAGCGUGCCGACCUGGGCCUACGUUGCCAUCUCGGAUGUCUGCGACGCGCUGGUGUCGGCCUGCACGACCAGGUCCGAAGUGAGCGUCGGGCAGGAGGCGCUGGCCGCGCGGCGCGCCCACGGAGCCUUCGUGGGCCGUGCGAUCUCCAAGUCCUGGCAGCUGGCCCUGCGGGUCUGCUGCUGGCUGCGCGUGGACGCCAGCGGGCUCCGGCCGCUGGAGGACGCAGGUGGGGGCGAGCGCCGCUUGUUCAUCUGUGCGAACCACGCUUCUUACAUGGACACGGUCCUGAUCUGCGCUUACAUGCCGCGGCAUCUCGUGGGGGAGGCGAAGACAUUGAUGGCGAGGAAGCACCUGGGCAUGCCCGUCCUGGGCAGGAUCGCGAACCACGUGGGCCACAUGCCCGUCCCCUUCACCUCUUCCUCGAGAGGUAACUACGCCGUUGACAAGGCAAAGAUGGCGGAGCUCAUGGCCAAUGUGGACAGGUGCAUCGAGGGCGGGGGUCACCUUGCGAUAUUCCCCGAGGGCGACCUCAACCCGGAGCCGGACGUGCUGCUUCCGUUCCGGGCCGGCGGCAUGGAUAUUUGCAUCCGCCACGACAUGGAGGUCUGGGCCUGGGUGAUGACCGGCCAGGCGGACUGCUGGCCCGUGGACGCGGCCAUAGGCGGCCGGCCGUCCUCGAUCCAGCUGCGGGCCGAGCGGCUGCACCACAGCGCCCGCGAGGCCGCGGCGCGCCUGGCGGGCCCCGGGGCCGACGCGCGGGAGCAGGCGAUCGCGCUCGCGGCCGACCUGCGGGCGCGCAUGCAGGGGAUGCUGGACGAGAUGCUGGGCAAUCGGGCACCCCCCGUCCUCGGCCCCUCAAGCUCCUGCCCCAAGACCAAGCUGUGAGUGUCACGGGCCACGACCUUUGUUGGGUUCAGCUUCAAGAGGUGGUGACUUACGCGGUCCGCGAGAUGCCCCCCGGCUGUGCCGCGCGGGCUCCGGGAGCGGGGGCCGCCAGAUGCUCACGGGCCUCCGAGAUGGCCGCUGAAUACCUCAUGGAAUUCCCGGCAUGCAUCCUGAGCCAACCCCAUGACGACAUCGCUCUCGGCCUGGAGGCGUGAGCUGCGCGCCCUUCUCUGGCUGGGCUCCGCGUGGGCGCGCCGCCGCCGGCGCGCGGACCUCCUUCGCACCGAGCUGCUGCUGCUGCUGCUGCUGCUCCUCCUCCUCCUCCUCCUCAGACAGUGGGUGCGUCUUC